AUGGAGAGACUUUCACGUCAUGCUCAUCACUUGAAAAAAACUCACAAAAUACAAGCUCAAAAAUCAGAAGCAAAUAAAAAUGAUAAAAAACAAAAAAUCAAUGAAAUUAUAAGUGAGAUAGAUAAACCAAAACUAGACAAUGUAUUAGAUAAAAUGCACUAUCCAAAAGGCAAAAAUCAAGGCCGAAUCCUUUCCACCCAUUUGCAAGGCAAAGCAGCUGAAUUUAUAACAUGUUUAAUUUACAAACCAAACUCCUCUGUUGCAGCAUUAGCUAAAGAGAAUUCAAUUAUAAAAAAUCUUCAUGUUGCUCAUAUUAUUUUUACUACUUUUGAAGAUAUUGCAUUUGAAAAAUUGACAACUACUAUAGGAUUCAGUAAACAAUCUUAUCCAUUUAAUUUACUCUAUCUGGUAUGGGAACUUCAUAAUGGAUAUGAUAAGACUAAUAAAGAUAAGCCAUUAGGAAUGAAAGCUGAAAUAAUCUAUGAUCUUUACAAAAUACUUCUUAAUUUUGAUAUGAAUCAAUAUCAAAAACCAAUGCGGUAUGAUGCUCAACCUAGAAUUUUUAUCGAACAUAAUAAAUUUGAUCAGCUACCUUCAGGUCAUAGAGCUCACCAGAUGCCAGAAACAGUUUUAAGAUGGAUUAAAGAUCUUAAAUUUAUUGCUAAAAACAUACACGAUUUUUUUAUUGAAGAGUUAAUAGAGGCAACAAAAGUAUUAACAGAGCAACAAAUUGAAAAACUAAUUGGAAAUUUAGAACUUGCAGCAGAAAAAUCAUUGAAAGUUUUUCAAAAAUGGAUGAACUGUUGGCUUCACCUUCCUUUAAGUAUUUGUUAUCUUGGUGGAUCCUAUGGUCAUGAAUUUGCUAAAGCAUAUGCAAAUGUCGUUCUUGAUUUAUAUGGGUCUAAUGUUCCAACAUUACGACAAUUAGCAUAUAUGAAAUUCUUAGAAAGUGAUAUUGAAGAGGGCAUAACAAAUGAUUUUG
Messenger RNA from Funneliformis caledonium, 982 nucleotides. The record is from the annotation of a GenBank genome assembly. NCBI's taxonomy places the organism in Eukaryota, Fungi, Glomeromycota, Glomeromycetes, Glomerales, Glomeraceae.